Messenger RNA from Eurytemora carolleeae, 448 nucleotides. RefSeq lists its product as uncharacterized. The transcript has 4 exons. The record is from RefSeq and is a predicted model, not a curated record. Bases 62 to 382 code for a protein of 106 amino acids. NCBI's taxonomy places the organism in Eukaryota, Metazoa, Arthropoda, Copepoda, Calanoida, Temoridae.
CUAUAAUCCAGCUGGCUUGUGGUGGCCUUAUUCGGAGUUUUGGUAAUGUCCGCCUUACGAAAUGAAAUUUUUAAGCACCUUCAUGAUUAGAAAGAAUUUUGUGAUUAAAAUGUUGGACACAAGAACACCUACAGCAGCGGAGGUGGAUGUUUUACUCCCAGAAAGUCGGAAGUUAAUGAACAGAGCUCUUACUGAGCUAACUACUUUGUUCGAGGAUGCUAAAAUGCCGGAAUCUCACGGAGUUGACCACUGUCUUACUGUUCUAAAGCAUCUGGAGUCAGCAAUUCAGUCGGGGUUAGAGUCUAACUCUACAACAACGCCUCUUUCAGAAACUAAGAAACUGAGUUUAUGUUUGGCAGCACUUUUGCAUGAGGUAUUGUAGCAUAGUAGUCGGGUGUGGGUGUGAAGAGUUAAGAUCCCAAUAAAAAUUGAAAGGGACUGUAAGCGU